AUGGCGGCGGCCAGGCCCGUGCUUCUGGUAUUGUGCCUCGCAGUCGCGGCGGAGGGUACCAGGCUGAGGAUGCGGCAGGAGCCAGACACCGCCUGCGGCAAGGGCUUCGACUCGCUGGUCCCUGGCUCCAAGGACUAUUUCGCCACUGCCUCGGUGGAGCUCUUCAAGCACCCGGGCAAGCUGACGGAUAACGCCACGUUUGCGACAGAGCUCCAGUGCUGGUUUUCGCACAUGGUCACCCAGAGCUGCGGCGGCCUGCCCUCGCAGGCCGCGGAACGGAAGAAGCAGCUCACGCCGGCGUGCCAGGGCGUGGAGGCGGACGGGAUGGUGAUAUGGAAGAUGUUCACACCGGACGAGGUCACAUACUUCAAGAAGGAGUACCCAGCCAAGGACCCCACGGAAGAGGGCGGGCUGGAGGAGAACACGAAGGUGAGCGCAACGCCCGCCGGCGAGAGCCUGAUUUCGUACAAGCAGGCGAUGGAGACCGUCAAGAUAGUGGAUCUGAAGGAUCUGUUGCUCCCUCCCACCUUCCGCCUCCUUUAG
Molecule: messenger RNA, 543 nt
Organism: Prorocentrum cordatum
Lineage: Eukaryota; Dinophyceae; Prorocentrales; Prorocentraceae
Source: the annotation of a GenBank genome assembly